Penicillium argentinense is the source of this 3102-nucleotide messenger RNA. RefSeq names its product putative NTP binding protein. NCBI's taxonomy places the organism in Eukaryota, Fungi, Ascomycota, Eurotiomycetes, Eurotiales, Aspergillaceae. Bases 1 to 3102 code for a protein of 1033 amino acids. The transcript has a single exon. The record is from RefSeq and is a predicted model, not a curated record.
AUGGAGACCGAAACCCGAGUCGAAUUACCGGACGGACACCUUGUAAACCUCUCACCACGACCCCAUAACCCCGGCCAAUAUCAGGCAUACCGAGCAGACUACGCGACGGAGCUCUCUGCUGGCUCUCCCUCCCGAUACAAUUUCCCGACCAGUACCCCCGACGUCUCGGGCUCUCGACACCCCGAAGACAAUAUGUUCCAGAGGGCAAAAGCAACCAAGCUUCCUGUCCCGAAGACUCUCAGUGAGAAGAGUAGGGACCAGCGGAACCAAACACCCAGUCCGACUGGAAUUCCUAAGCCAUCGCCUACAGGCCUUUCUACCGGCGGCUCAGGUGGCCCUCCGACUCAAUCAGGUGACCGAAACCGAGAGCACUGCUGGAGGAAGCUACGAGACCGAUUUGAAAAAGAGUCCCCGUUGACACAACGGUCCUCGUAUAUACGAUCAAGAAAUAGCGACCAAAAUGGUUCUCCAAAUCAGCAAAAUGCCCGACAAUCAAACAGAGACCGACCAGUCAACCAAGGGGGUCGAACUGGAAUUCCGAGUUCACAAAGCAACAGAGGCACUGCUCCAAGUGGACGCAAUGAUCUCUCGAUCAAUCUGGAUACAAAAAGGCAAUGGAACAAACGGACAGAUGAUUCCCCGCAAAAGUCGGAAAGGUCUGACACGACGUCUGAUUCGAGCCCUCAUUCACAUCCUUCUGUAUCGCCUAUCACGCCAGACGAUUCCAUGACCGACUGGGAAGACCGAUUCGUCGUCCAUAUGCCGUCUGCUAAAGAGCCCAACCCGCCAACCAUGACUGCCCAGCAAAUUGCGGAGUAUCAGAGAAAGAUCGAGCGCAAGCGUUGCGAGGGUCGUCGAGGUCGAGUCUCCGACACAAGUGCAGCUCCGAGCUCGCGAAAUGCAUCAGCAGAAAGAGAGAGUCCAAUAGAUCGCAGUUCAGAGCCACACCCGCGCUCACAGUCACGACCGGGUCACAAAACCGAAACCUUCAUGACCUAUACCGGCCAGCAACCUCAACCUCAAUCCAAGUCACCAUCAGAGAAAGAUCAAACACCACAACAACCGAAAGCAGCCCCAGCGCAAAACUCCCAAGCCAAUGCUAUACAAAACAACUAUUACAGCCCAGAAGAGAUUGGGAAGAACCGGAUCAGCACAAUAUGGGAGGAGUCUUCUCCUUCCAAACCCAAGGACAAGCGCACAUCGAAGAAUGAUGGCUCUUUUUUAGGGUGCAAGGAGAUCAAUGGUCCCGGCACCAAGAACCCAGACGAGAUUCUUCUUUUCGCAUCUGGCCCAGAAUCCGUCGAAAAUCUUCAACCUCGUCCUCUGGCAGUUGGCGGAAAGAAGAAACCAAAAGACGACUCCAAACGGAUGGCUGUGUAUCAGGCGGUACAGAAACCGGCGGAGACGAGCAAUUUUCUUCACGAAGAAUGGGCCGAAAUUUCUCAGAAUUCGAAGCAUGUCCAAUGCUCGAAGCAGUCACCCAAGACCCUGUGCCAGGACCCGAAUUGCUCGGAUCAGGAAAUUCCACGACCAGAGUCCCAGGGGUCGAGCAAAGAGAACGCUCAUCCGACGGAGAGUUCCGAGAAGUCCAACGAGAAGCCCGGCGACGAACGAAGCGAGGACGAUGUGUUCAUUAUCACACCCACUGUCACGCGAACAUUGAUCCCUACCUCGGAGAGCAAGUCCGCCGCUCAAAAAAUAUCAGGCUUGCGACGUCCCGGUGGCACUGGCCAGUCGGGCACCGGCGAGGCCGUGAAGGCCGUUCGAGCAAAGCCUCAGGUCGUCUCUACACCUUCUGGGCUGCGACCAGCCGGAGGAGCCUCGCAAGCCAAAUCGACCAAGCUCUCGCUGACAUCCUCCAAAACGACUCCCCUCAGCAACAUCCCCAAACCGAAGGACUCUCCCAACGCGAAAGACACCACCACGCCAAAAGACACUCCACCAAAGGAGACUCCGCCCAAGGAACAAGGCGAGCAAGAAAAAGGCGGCAGUCAAGCCGCGAGUUCUAUCCGUGGCUUCAUCCGUACCUCCGGGCUGGGAAAACCCAGCGGGAUGACGAGGUCUCCCACCGACAGCCUCGCUUCUAUUCUACGCAACGGCACCGAGUCUUUGCGAAACCGAGCAGAGUCCUUCCGUAAUGGCAAUGGCUCCCUGUACUUCAGCAGUCGCAAGGGCUCACCCGUUUCACAAACCUCCGGGCCGUCGAGAGACAAUUCAGAAUCAUCACGAUCUGAAAGAUCCUUCAGGUCUGCCUUGUCUUCGGUCAAGGAUACUCCACCAUCCUCGACGAAGCCAUCGCCGAUCAAACGGAAUUCUCCAACCACGAAGCGUGUCUCAAUUGACAGAGCGCCUCGGGAGAUGACUCCUCCACGUGAAAAUACAACCCCGCGGGAGAAGACGCCUUCGGCAGAGAAGUCUCCUACGGCCGAAGAGAAACGCAUCGCCGCGGAGAAGCAGGCUCGAGCAGAGAGACUCGAAAAAUUCAAGGAAGAGGCGCGCUCUCGACGAGCGACAAAAAUGGCCGCUGCAGACGAAGAGAAGUUGACCGAUCAAGCUGUCGAUGAGAUCGCUGAACUCGACGGACAUCAGGUUACUGGUUCUAAAUCCAAGGGCCACCUUCACUCCAACAUCACAAACGUCUGUGAUGACCUUCGUGAAGGUCUCCACCCAAGGGAUAAAGUCGACUCCGGUCAGGGAUCUAACGCCUUGGCUCUAUCAAUGGUCUUUGAAAUUAUUGUGAUGGCCAUCACUCACAUGCACAGGGCUGUCCACCAAGGGACGGACAGCCAAUACGCAAAAGUCCUGAUCAACAACGUUCUGAACAUGGCCCGCCAUUGCUACCGUGUCUUCAGCCGUGUCUUCAAGGUCAUCUCGCAGUACCAGGCAACGGGAACCUGGCCCAAAGCCAAGAAUGACAGGGCCAUCAGCCGAUUCUUGAUGGAGCUCCUCCAGGCCGUUCUCUAUCUCUUCGUCCUGGGAUUCGGCGCGCUGGUAGUCGGACGUGCAGCGAGCUAUGUCCUCCUAGUUGGAAGUUGGAUUAUUUGGUUUGCUAAACCAUUUGCCUGGGCAGUGCAGGGCAUCGGCCGUGCUCUGGUGAUGUGA